AGAACUGAAGAGCUCUCUGUUAAGUUCACAAGCAAAGGACGGUUUCUUGGAACUUUUAAAAAUUUUAAAUCAUGAAACAUCUAUUCCUGCUACUAUUAUGUGCUCUUGUAGUUCAGUCCCAAGUUUCCACUGACUAUGAUGAAGAUGACACACCUAAGAGCGGUUUGGACGCCCGUGGUCACCGACCCCGAGACAAGAAGAGAGAAGGGGCUCCCAGCCUGAGACCCGUCCAGCCUCCUAUCAGCGGAGGCGGGUACCGAGCUCGUCCGGCCAAAGUAGAUGCCAGGCAAAAGCAGGUGGAGAGAAAAGCCCCUGAUGCCGGGGGCUGUGUUCAUGCUGACCCAGAUCUGGGAGUGUUGUGUCCUACAGGAUGUCAGUUGCAAGACACUUUGGUAAAACAAGAAAGAACAGUGAGAGACAAAGUAAAUGAGUUAAAUAAUAACAUGGAGUCUGUAUCCCAGAGUUCUUCGACCAGCUUUCACUAUAUGAGUAUGCUCAAAGACAUGUGGGAAAAGAGGCAGAGGCAAUUAAAAGAAAAUGAAAAUGUAAUACAUGAGUACACCUCAGAGCUGGAAGCACGCCGACUAUUUGUAGAUGAGUCCUUGAAUAGUAAUAUCCCAACUAACCUUCGUGUGCUCCGUUCCAUCCUGGAAAACUUGAGAACCAAAAUACAAAAAUUAGAAUCUGAUGUGUCAACUCAGAUGGAAUACUGCCGCGUCCCCUGCACUGUCAGUUGCAAUAUUCCUGUGGUCUCUGGCAAAGAAUGUGAGGAAAUUGUCAGGAAUGGAGGUGAAACAUCUGAGAUGUAUCUCAUUCAGCCUCACGCUUCUAUCAGACCAUAUCGAGUAUACUGUGACAUGAACACUGAAGGUGGAGGGUGGACAGUAAUUCAGAAUCGUCAAGAUGGUAGUGUUGACUUUGGCAGGAAAUGGAAUCCAUAUAAACAAGGAUUUGGUAAUAUUGCAACCAAUGACGAAGGGAAAAAAUAUUGUGGUCUACCAGGUGAGUAUUGGCUUGGCAAUGAUAAAAUUAGCCAGCUUACCAACAUGGGACCCACAGAACUUCUGAUUGAAAUGGAGGACUGGAAAGGAGCUAAGGUAAAGGCACGAUAUGGAGGAUUCACUAUACAGAACGAAGCUGGGAAGUACCAAAUCUCAGUGGACAAAUAUAAGGGAACAGCUGGCAAUGCCCUCAUGGAAGGAGCUUCUCAACUGGUGGGAGAAAACAAAACCAUGACCAUUCACAACAGCAUGUUCUUCAGCACGUACGACAGAGACAAUGAUGGCUGGGUAAAUGCAGACCCCACAAAACAGUGCUCUAAAGAGGAUGGUGGUGGAUGGUGGUAUAAUAGAUGUCAUGCAGCCAAUCCAAAUGGUAGAUACUACUGGGGUGGACAAUACAGCUGGGACAUGGCAAAACAUGGCACAGACGAUGGAGUAGUCUGGAUGAACUGGAAGGGAUCCUGGUAUUCAAUGAAGAAGAUGUCUAUGAAGAUCAGGCCCUUCUUCCCACAGCAAUAGUCUCCCAAACAUAAAUUUUUAUUCUUCCCUGUGUAACAACAUUUUUGUAUAUUAUGUCAUUGAAAUGUUAUUUCAUACAUUAUAUCCCUUUAAAAUUGUCAAAGAGCUGUGAGUGUGACUUUUUGGAAAAAAGUAUUUGGGAUACGUGAAAUUAAAAUUAGGACACCA
This is a messenger RNA of Pipistrellus kuhlii (Kuhl's pipistrelle), 1688 nucleotides long. It is a transcript of the gene FGB, whose product is annotated as fibrinogen beta chain. Gene Ontology annotation, cellular component: fibrinogen complex. Gene Ontology annotation, molecular function: signaling receptor binding. NCBI's taxonomy places the organism in Eukaryota, Metazoa, Chordata, Mammalia, Chiroptera, Vespertilionidae. The transcript has 9 exons. Bases 72 to 1520 code for a protein of 482 amino acids. Gene Ontology annotation, biological process: protein polymerization; blood coagulation; platelet activation. The record is from RefSeq and is a predicted model, not a curated record.